CAAUGAGAUAGGUAGAGUCGUAGCGGGAGAGACAACGCACAAGCUGUGGUGAUGAGAGCGGUGUGAGGAAAUCACCACUGAACGCUGUUAUCCCUGUACCUGUACGCUGUCGAUCUGUACCUGUACAUACCUGGCCGCUAGGUGUGACGUGCCUUCCAUCGGACGCUGCUGAAGAUGUGAGGGAGAAGACGAUGCCAAUGUAGACGGCGUCUCUCUGCAGCGUCCGUCACACACUGGACUUAACACCCGGACUCACUGAGCAGGAAGAUCGCGAGCCGCUAACUCUGUCACACACGAUAGUACAACCUUAAGGAUGAUGUGUCCUUCCCAAAGCUUGUUGGUACUGGCGUGCGUCUGGCUACUCCCCCACACGAGAGGAACGCAGGUUUACUUCAAGCUUCUGAAGGCGGAGGACCUCUCGACUGACAAUUCCCUGUACCCCCGGGACGGCACCCGACCCCUCCCCUCCGACCGCCUGCCUAUCGAGGGUAUCGUGGAGACGCGAGACAAAUACUACGACCCACGCCCAGAGGAAGUGAACAGGAAGAAGCUGAUGGCACUUCUGGGUAGUGACUAUGAUAGAGAGUUUAUGUCCGUUAAAUUACCACGAAGGAAGAACGGGACUCUAGAUUAUAAGUUCUACAAAGGACGACCUGUUGGGAAGAAACCGGGAUUCCUGAGGUUGAUUCAGACGAUGCAGUUGCAGGAUGGACCUACGUUAAAGUUGAAAGUGAGUAAGAAGGACAGAAGGAAAUUUCAGAAGUUUUUGUGGAGUUACUCAUAUUGCCCGGUGAAGUAUGUGUGGAGGGACCUGGGGGUGAGGUUCUGGCCCCGCUGGAUAAGGGACGGUCUGUGCUCCACCCAGAGGUCAUGCUCCUUACCCCCGGGGAUGGUGUGUAAACCAAGCAAAUCCACUACCAAAACAAUUCUCAGGUGGCACUGCCGGAAGUGGCAGAGGCGCGAUGCAUGCCGGUGGAUUAAGAUCCGCUACCCUGUGAUUACAGCCUGUGCGUGUUCCUGUCAGUCCGAGGGAGAAUGAGGUGUUAGUCAGAAGUGUUGUGCAGUAAACCCACAGUGCUAACCCGUGACGCACUAUCUGUGUCACCAUGACGCCGGUGUCAAUCGUUGAGGUAGAUGACAGCUCGCACGGAUCCGAACCAGACCCAGGCGAGACUGAGCUGACACUACUUGCUAGUGCUAUGUGUAAGAGAUUACUACGGGUUUGUUAUACCCCACCCUUCCCACCCCUGCGUAGUGCCUGAGACCAGAACAAGCGCGGAGACAGUGAGAGUGAAUUUCUGUGCCCACAGAAUAGGGACUAGUCACUCCGGUGAUCGAGAUCACUGGCGUGGCGGGACAAAUGCUAAUGACAUUUCUCACAAAGGUAGACAAUUACUGUGAAUGAAGAAUCAAAGUGGCUUCCCACCAGUGUUGACGACAGAGUGUCUAGCCUACUAAAUUGACUGUAAUCGGCCGACUAGCCCAUUGUAUGUGUGUACGGGCUUGAUACAUGAUAUGGGGACUUGAGCGCCCAUGCUCUGACCGUCGGGCCGUGACGAUCGCGGGGCGGGGCUUCCAGUAACGCUCACGCUGUGGGCCAAGUGCUGAAGUAAACAGUCUUGUGAUUCGUCCGUUUUGUUCGCCCUUGAGUGUUGACAACGUUGAGUGACAGAGUGAAAGGAGGGAUAUCACAAGUUCUUGAAGCGCUCGUACAAUCUGCAUAUUUAGGGUUAUGCGCAAAAAGAUAAUAUGAGGUACAACUGCAAAUGGAGGUCAUGUCCAGGUCACAUUUCGUUAUUUAUAUUUAUAGAUUCAUUGUUAUGAUCAAACAUUUCGUUGCCUUUUAAUGAAUAUCAAUCUGUACAUAUGUUAUUUGUAAAUUUGACAUGUGUAUAAGAUCAAUGUGAUUAAAUUAUUGAUUAAAA
Messenger RNA from Haliotis rubra (blacklip abalone), 1925 nucleotides. Its product is annotated as noggin-2-like. The record is from RefSeq and is a predicted model, not a curated record. Gene Ontology annotation, biological process: dorsal/ventral pattern formation; negative regulation of cell differentiation; negative regulation of BMP signaling pathway. The coding region runs from base 314 to 1039 and encodes 241 amino acids. The transcript is spliced from 2 exons. Lineage: Eukaryota; Metazoa; Mollusca; Gastropoda; Lepetellida; Haliotidae.